GGAGCGUAGAGGCCUCCCUGGAGGAGGAUGGUCCCCUCGGUGGGGCUGCAGCUGCUGAGCCCGCCCUGUACUCCGUCGAUCCUUUUGUCUCAAACUAUGCCAGAGAUGACAGAGAAAGCUCCUCUUAAGAAGCAGCACCGGAAGAAAAACCGUGAGACUCAUAAUGCAGUGGAGAGGCAUCGAAAAAAGAAAAUCAAUGCUGGUAUAAACCGAAUUGGCGAAUUAAUUCCAUGUUCCCCUGCACUGAAACAGAGUAAGAACAUGAUCCUUGAUCAAGCAUAUAAAUAUAUAACAGAAAUGAAAAAGCAAAAUGAUGAACUCCUGUUGAACGGAGGAAACAAUGAACAAGCUGAAGAAAUAAAAAAACUCCGGAAGCAGCUGGAUGAACUUCAGAAAGAAAAUGGACGCUACAUAGCAUUAUUGAAAGCGAAUGACAUUUGCCUUUAUGAUGAUCCUACCAUCCACUGGAAGGGGAAUCUUAAAAAUUCAAAUGUUUCUAUUGUAAUCCCCAAUGAUCAGGCACAAAAGAAGAAAGAAAAUCUGAAAAAUACAAAUAUUUCUGUUGUUAUCCCCAAUGAUCAACUGCAAAAGAAUAUCAUCGUAUAUUCCAACGGCAGUCAGUUUGGUGGAAGUAACCAGGGGCCAUCUGUCCAAGGAAUAACUUUUAAUAUAGGACAUAAUUUACAGAAACAGACAGCUAAUGUUGUUCCUGUCCAGAGGACUUGCAACAUUCCUGCAACCAUUUCUAGUAUUUACUCAACAGCAGUCAAAUCAGGUAUUCAAACUUCAGUUUCUUCAUUAGUAUCAGGCCUACCAAAUACAGACAAAAAAACCCUUGAGCAACCUACCUCUGAGAACAAGCAGGGCACGUCUACUUGUACUAGUGCUGCCAGUUCUGUGAAUACCUCGCAGCUAGUCAGACUGCAGACUGAAAAACAGACUUCAUCACAAGAUGAGGAUGACAUCUCCAAACCUAAAAAUAAACAAGAGAGUGUGAAGUUGAUUGAGAAAGCAAGUGUACCAAGCCCCAGCCUUCCUUCCAGUGUUAGUGCAGAUGUACUUCAUUGUCAACUAGCAAAUGUACCACCAGAAGCAGGUUCAGGAGGUGGGUCUCUAGGAAGCUCUGUAAGUUCUGCAGCUGACCCAACCUGUGCUGCAUCUGUAAAGCAAUCCAUUGAUGGAAAGCCAUCCACAGAAAAGGUCUUCAAAAGCCUAGAUGGUAGAGCUCCAGAAGGAGUAGAAGCCCUGAAGGCUGUAACCACAUUGAAUACAGUGCCUGCUACUACUGUAGAGAAAUGGACUUUUCCCAGUUCUUCAGGUGUUGGCAUUCCAGACUCAAAAAGCAUGGGUAGUCUUAUGAGAAUCACUUCAGCUGGAAAUACUCAAACUACAUGGACUACAUUACAGCUAGCUGGAAGCACUGUUCAGCCUCUAAACCAUACUCCAUCCAACAUAACGACAACCCUUUUAAAUGAGCCAAUUAAUGGUGCUAGUAUAGCUUCCAGUCCAAACAAGAUCAUGGCCAAUGCUGCUGGUUUAAAUAAUCCUCUGGUUCCAGAUGAACACCCAGCUGACCAAUUGGUUGUUACCUUGCCUUCCUAUCCAUCUUUACCUAUUCAGCCACUAAUUAGUAAGACGCAAACUAGAGCACAAAUUGCAGGUAGCCUCCUUCCCCUGAAUCCAGCAAUGCAAGUGAUUCAAGUAUCUCAGCCAAUAACCUCACCUGCCAAUACAUCGCCUAUUAAUCAGAACAUUGUCAUUCUCCAGCCUCCUAAUGCUAAUUCCUGUCCUCCAGUGCUGAGAGCUGAACUCCCAAAUCAGACCGUUAGCCAACAGAUUGUAAUAAUACAAACUGCUAAUCCAAAUCCCCUCUCCUUUUUCUCAACACCAUCAGCUGUUAAAAUACCUGUAAAUGGAACAAAUGGUGGCAAUCUUAUACAAAGUGCCUCUGGCCCUCAUAUGUUUGGUGGGAAACAUCUUGUUCAUAUUUUACCAAGGCCCUCCUCUUCAACAUCUUCUUGCCUGACACAAACAUUUUCAGUUUCAAUGUCUAACCAAAAGCUUCCACAGACCAUUUCUUUAAAUGGACAGUUAUUUGCAUUGAAGCCUAUGAAGUCCUGUUCUGGAGAUUCAGAUCAAACCCCUAUGCAAAUUAUUCAACCUACCACCAGUGAAGAUCCAAAUACCAACAUUGCCCUCAAUGCAUUUGGUGCUUUAGCCAACCUCAAUCAAAGCAUAUCACAGAUGGCUGGCCAAAGCUGUCUACCGGUGUCUGGCAAUCAGCCUACCAACCCCAAAACUGUCAGUAGCCAGACCGCACCAUUAACUCCUGCUUUGCCACCAGCCACAAUACCUUCCUCUUCAGCUGCUGAGAAUUCUAGGUUAACCUGUACUUCAACUUCACUAGAUGUUUCUCCCCCCAAAGCUGCUGGUUUGGGCUCAAAAUGGUCUAAUAAAAGUUCAAGUACUAAAAAAAGCUUAGUAGCCAGCAACAACCUUGCAUGUCAAGUGGAUCCUGGCAAAGAAUGCAAAAAACUUGAUAGGAGGAAUGUGGCAACUGCAUCUGAGCAUUCAGGAAGUGACAUAUUGCUUGAAAAUAUGCCUGUUGUUUUGCAGUGCUUAGCUUUACCACAAGCAAACUGUAGAGUAACACCAAACAAUGUGAAUGCUUCUGAUCCUCAUCCCAAAGAUACACUGAGAGCUGAACAGAAUAUGGACUCUACCCUGACACCUGACCUGAAUGCAGCUGUAGUGCCUAGAUCAUUGUCCCUUGAGUCAUCCUUACUGGGUCCAUUUGAAGUAGUUCCUGCAAUUUCCACAGACGGUGCUUCUCCAUCUCUUCAGAUGUGUAAAUCUCAAACUGACUCAACAGCAAAUUCUAAGUUAUCAGAGCUGGCCAAGUGCAUUCCCACCAGUCCUUUAAUAGCUGCUGCUUCUGAUUCUCAGGUGACAAUUUCUCAAAUUUCUGAGGCAUCAGUAUCAAAUAGAGAAACAAAUACAGAGAGCGUUCCCAGAACAGAGGUCUCGGAGAUCUGCAGGAUGGAACAAAAUUGUUCCAUAGUAAUGCAAGCCUCAGAUUUAUUGGAAGAACAGGGCCUAACCAAAAUGUUCUCAGAGUUUAGUAAAGUAGGAGAGGUUGUACAAAAAUCCUUUUCAGUCCAAGUAGAGCACCCCAGUUUUUGUACGCAGAACACAAAAUCAAAUAUCAACUCAAAUGAUAACUUGGGAAGGAAACGAGGACUCUUGCUGAUGAAUACCGAGGAAGAAAACCUUGCACAGUCUAAUUCUUGCACCUCUGACCAGGAGGCAAUCACUGCUAAUAGGCAAGCAGACUCCCCCAUGUCAACUAGUUCAGGUAGCAGCUGUGGCUUUUCUGUUGCAUCCAUGUUGCCAGAUACAUGUAGGGAAAAUGUUUCUAACAGUACUUUGGUGAAUACACAUAGCACCUGCACAUUUUCAGAGCAAACAGAUAUUGUAGCACUGGCUGCAAGAGCAAUUUUUGACCAAGAGACUCUUACAAAAAACACAGGAACAGUGUCAGGAACUUCUGCUUCCAAGGGUAGUAAAGUGGCAUCUCUAGGAAGAGACCAAUCAUUCAAAGCCCACCCAGUUAAAAACACCAAUCAGAUAGAAACAGUGCCAAACAAUUUCAGUACCCAGAGUUCAGUGCAAAUAAACAUUGAGUUGUCUGCAGAGAAAAGCUGUUCAGUUGGUCUGGAAAUGUCUGAUUCAACUUUGCAGAUUCCAACCCCACAACCUUCAAGCACCUCAAGCUUGAGUGUCAAUAAUCUCAUACAUCAAACCUGCAUCAUCCAUCCUCCAGCAAGCUGCUCAGGUGUACCCUCAUCUUCAGACCAAACAACUGUUUCUGUGUCUGGGACUCAGUCCAUGCCUGCUAAUUCAUAUAUGACUCAGUCUCCAGGACAUUCUCCAGGGUUGAUGGCAGACUAUCCCCCAGAACAGCUAUCUGCUCUUCAGACUAGCACGAUGCAAGGUCCGCAGAUGUGUGAACCACACUUAAAGCAGCAAAGACAAGAAAGCCGCAAAGAAUCAGCCAAACGUUCUGUUCAAGAUGAUCACCUGCUUUCUACACCAAAGAGGCAAAAACAGUGCCAGACAGCACCUCUACAGCUUGAAGAGAUGGCUCUGUUGAAUCAAACAGCUGAUGAUAUUGAGGAUCAAAAUCAAAUCCGUGUGAAUCAGAUUCCCCCCAACUCAUCUAAUCUUGCAGUGUCGGUGAGUAGUCAAGGGCAUACUAAUGGCCAUAGUAGGUUAUUUCAAGCCAGCAAUUUUGUGUCACCUACUUUGAGACAAGCUGAAGUUCAGUGUAAUUCUCAUUUGCCUAUCUUAGAUCAAGCAGGACAACAUCUGCAGCCUAUCCAGCAUGCACUCUCUCAAGGAAUGGCUCAUCUUCAAGCUAAUCACCCAUACAUAAAGCCACAGCAACAGGCUGGACAGCUAAGAGAAAGGCAUCAAUUGUGUCAACUUCAGCAUCAUAUUUCUCCUGCAGAAAGUUCUAUACGCUCUCAAGCCCAUAUUGUCCAUCACCAAAGAAUAUUGCACCAAGAGGUUCAGCUGCAGAAAAAGAGAAGCCUCAUUCAAGCAACUCAGCCCACCACACUUGCUUUACAACAGAAGCAUCAUGGAAAUGACCAGUCACGGUCAAAGAGCAGCCAGCCACAUCCCCAUCACUCCCAGAUUCAACAGUUGCAGCAGCACUAUCCUUCUUCCCAGCCUGAGAAGAACUGUGAGAACCCUUCUUUGAGCAGAACUCAUAGCCAUCCGCGGAGCCAUCCAACUCAGGACAUUCUGCAUCAGCAGUCAUCAGAUGUGGGCAACAGACAGCCAGGUUCUGGAGUUCCUUCUGAACAUGUCUCAGGACAUGGCCAGAUGCAUAGACUGUUGACCUCUAGGGCUUUGGAGCAGCAAAUAGUGUCUCAACCUAGUAUUGUCACCAGACCAGAUGUUGCCUGUCUCCCUCAUAGGCAGGAAAGAAAUAGAGUUAGUAGUUACUCUGCAGAGGCACUUAUUGGGAAAUCUUCAUCUAAUUCAGAACACAGGCUAGGAAUAUCCAUGCAGAGCUUCAAAGUUUCAGAUCAUCUUGAAAUGAGAAAUUAUGCCGAUGUAUCUAGGAAUAAAGAACUGGUAAUCCAUAAUACACAAAGUCGCAUAUCUGUAGAUCAUCCACUUGGUUCAGAUAUUCAGAGGCUCUCUGAGUGCCAGACAUUUAAGGUGAAUGCCAUUAAUCAACAGCCUACAGGUAAUUUUGAUGUGCAAUCUUCAAGAAGUAAUGAAAUAGGUAACUCUCUCAGGGGUAUGCAGACACAGAGUUUUCGACUUGCCCAAAAUGCUGGACCACCAGUAGACAGACAAAAGAGGUUGUCUUAUCAACCAGUUCAAAGCAUUUCAGCAGGAAAUCCUCUCCCUCCCCGAAGAGACAAUGAGAAUGCAUGCCACCAAGGUUUCAUGCAAAGUUUACUUAUCCCACAUCUUGGAGAUCAAGCUAAUGGAAGCCAAAGACCAAUUUCAGAGCAUCAGAGAAACCCACAGUGUGCUACUUCUUCAAAUGUUGAUUAUAAUUGUGCCCCAGCAAGAGAAAGUAUUCACAUGCGGAGGGAAAGUGAUGAUCAGAACAGAGAAAGUUGUGACAUGUCUCUUGGUACUAUUAAUGGUAGGAACAAUUCACUAACUAUUCCCUUUUCAAGUUCUUCUGGAGAUAUUCAGGGCCGUAACUCAAGUCCCAAUAUUUCUAUCCAGAAAUCUAAUUCCAUGAGAAUAACAGAGAGCCAUGGAACAAAGGGUCACAUAAAUGCCUCAGCUUCUAGCAAUGUACAUGGAGCUACACGUCCUCUUCACUAUGCACCAGUGUCUCGUGGGAAUGCUGACCAAGUUCCUCCAUCUGUUCGUCAAACCAAUUCUUCAGCCACUGACCGGUCAAGACAUCCUUUGCAGGAUAAUGGUGGCUCUAAAGUUCGCCAGCCGGAAAGGAAUCGUUCUGCAAAUCAAAGACAUGGGAAUGUGUUUGAACCUUCUCUUCCUCAACUUCCUUUAUCUACUGGUGGAGGAAUGAUCCUUGGACGACAGCAACCUACCCUUGAAAAAAGGGGCAGCAUUGUGCGAUUCAUGCCUGAAGGGCCACAGGUUUCUCAUGACAGUACAGCUGCUGAUCAGCACACUCUGUCUCAAAAUUUUGGAUUCUCUUUUAUUCCAGAAAGUGGAAUGAAUCCCCCAGUAAAUGCUAAUACGUCGUUUAUUCCACCAGUGACUCAACCCAAUGCUACCCGAACAGCAGCCCUGAUUCCAGUAGAUCCUCAAAAUACGUUGCCAUCUUUCUAUCCACCAUAUUCUCCUGCACAUCCCACCCUGUCUAAUGACAUUUCAAUUCCUUAUUUUUCUAACCAAAUGUUUUCUAAUCCAAGUACAGAGAAGCCAAAUGGUGGAGGCUUAAACAAUAGAUUUGGUUCUAUUUUGUCACCUCCCAGACCAGUUGGCUUUGCUCAGCCAAGUUUUCCCCUUUUGACAGAUAUGCCUCCGAUGCAUGUGGCCAAUUCAUCCCACUUGUCCAAUUUUAAUUUGACUUCUUUAUUCCCGGAAAUAGCUACAGCUCUUCCUUCAGAUGGAUCAGCAAUCUCACCACUGCUCUCAAUAGCAAAUACUUCUGGUUCUGACUCUUUGAAACAAUCAUCAAACCGGCCUGCCCAUAACAUAAGCCAUAUUCUAGGUCAUGACUGCAGUUCAGCUGUAUGAAAAGAAUGGGAAGGGGGUGGACUUUUUUGAAUGCCUGUGUUUAUGUGUGUAAUGCAUAUAUACUUGUAUAAAUUUGGAUUUACCAUUUCUAAAGAGUCCGUUUACAACAUCACUCUUGGAACUGUUCCAUUUGCAGGUUAUUCUUGGGCUUAUACAUAAACAUUCAUAUUGCUAACUUAGAAUCGUGAUGCAUCUCUAAGCGCAAACUAGUUGUUAAGACUUUAACCUGUUUCAACAGCUUAUGAUAAUGUGACACUCCUCACCCCUGUAUUGUUACCAUCUCUCUGAAAAAUGGGACUAGGGAAACAAACCCUCUUAAGAGGGCUCCUCUUCUUCCCCCCCCUUUUUUUUACAUUUACCAUUUUAAAUUUCCUCCAGUAAUAAGAACAUUGCUGAGGCUGUAACAAAAUGAACGGGAAUGAUAGCAGUCUGUAGGCAAACUUACUACAUACAUAAAUGUAAUUUUUUUGCUCAUCUGGCCUUCCGGCCAAGUCAGAGGAACUAUGAUGAAAGUAAAAAGAGAAUCGUGAUGCUUUAGUGGAAUGCUCUUGACAGUGUAAGUUGAGAAUGGAAAUAAAGAAUGCCCCCCAAAAUAUUUGAUUUAAAUAUUCCGAAACAGUGUGCCAAGCAACAAGGGAAUAUUUCUGUCAAGAUCCAAAGACACAUUUUAUUGCACUUGAUUUCUUUAAAACACCAUUGUUUCCAUUUGUAUCUCCACACUGAUGAUGGUGAUGAUGGUAUGAUGGUAUCAGUAAGUCAUUGUCUUAAGGUAUUAUUGUGAUGAACUGCUAAUUGUUUACAUUUCUUUCUAUAAAGUCCACAAACCGAUAAGUAGAGUUUUAAUUGGCAUAAUGUUUCCUUUGCAUUGAAGGAGAUAACAUACAAAGGGAUUCUAAAAUGGGGAUAUUAGUAUCAUUUACUAGUAUUUAGUAAAGCACUCAGCUGAAGUUACUGUAUAUCUAUAGCUAUGUCUUGGAAUUGCAAUAUUAGCCUUCAGCACAUUAAGAGUGUUCUAGAACGCAUCAUCUCUUGUGUCAAGGGAACUCUGAAGUGGUUAACCAAAACAAAAGGGAUAACAGUAUGAAAAACCAUAAACUCAGCUUUUUGGUUUUAUGAUAGUUUAUCUUAUAACUAUAUUGUAUUGAUAUUUGGAACGUGAAGCAACAUGGAGGUAGAGUUUCUAGAGCAGCCCUUUUUGGGGAGGUGAGUCAAAGACUUUCUGAUAGCCGGAAGAAAGAAAGUCUUCCUACAAUGACUGACCAGAGUUGUUUGCACCUAAACUGAAUCCCCUGCAGUUAGAGCCUUUGCAAAACUUCCUAACAGAUCAAAGAGAUCAUGCAAAUAGGGCCAGAUAGCUUAUAGUUUUACUUUCUUUUCCCUCCCUCUUAUUAGUUGGCUGUGCUGCUGAUUGUUUACAGGAAACAAAUGCCUAUUUAUCAUAUUCCAAGGAUUGGGGGAAAAAAAAUAGGUGCUCUUCUUAACCAAUUUAAAUGCGUAACAGGGAGAGUGGAAGAGUGGGAAGUGAAUUGGCCAAGAAUAUAUUGACCAGCAGAGAAAUUCAGUUCCUUGAACAAACUUUCUAUGCAAAAGUUUAUGCUUUUAUGAUUUCUGAAGUUUUUCUGAAAAAGUACUGGAAGCAUCUGAUGCACAGAUGAAAAGGAAAUGCAAGUAAAUGGCAGAGUAUUUAACUAAUAAGAGAAACUGUAUUCCCUUCUGUUGAGUCAGUUUUUAUCAUGCUUUAGUGCAUAGAGGAAGCCUAGAUAGAUAAGUGUGACAUUCUGCACAUUGGUUUGUGUUAACAACUUUUAUGACAAUAGGUGAAAAAAAAGUAUUCAGACUUUCAGUAUGUAUUCAUAUAAAUCAAUAGCUACUCUCUCUCAGCAUUUAUCAGUUAUUUCUUGCUUGGAUUUUUGGUAGACAUGAAUAUAGAUUGCUACUAGUAUUUUUCAAGCGUAUUCUCAUGCUAAAAAUAUAUUUUUAACAUAUGUCUUAGUGUUGCCUGCAGUGGUAAUAUUGCUAUUGCAGAUAUUACCUAAGUUUUGAUUAUUAACAGGGAUUCUAGCAAAAGAGCAUCAGAUCCCUACUGAGAUUCCAUGCACGCUGCAAAUCCUACUUUUUGUCCUUAUUUCAGGUAUUAGUGCCCUUCAGUUAAAAAAAAAUAUGGCAUAAAUAUUUCACUUUGAAGAAUGCCCUUAACAUUUUUUAAAUUAUUAAAAUGCUAAUAUUUUCUAACAUUUGUCUUAUACUAGCCCAGGCUUCUAACUUCAAUACAAAUUUCCCAUUGUAUGAGGUCAUCAAGGUCUCAUAAAUUAUGUGAUAUUAUCACGUCUUAUCGACACUGAUGUGAGUAGAAGCUUCCUAUAUCCCAGGAAAGCACACGAAGCAUUGGGGACUUCCGAGGUUUGUAAAAUCCAUAGGAUGUCAGCUUUUGGAUGGGUGUAGAAUUGAAUUUUUCUUAUUGCUAAGAUGCUAUAGAUGCAACAGUGGCUGAAUCAUCUAAAAAUAUGGAAGCACUAGGUUAUAUGGGUGAAUAUAUGUAAUGUUUUGGGUUUCUGUUGGGUAUAGAUCAUCAAGCCUUGCUCUCUUAAUGGGAACAGAUAAAACUUGCUGUCACACAGCAUACAGGUUUAUAACUGUAUGCUGUGCUGCUGUCCCUCAUGAGAGUUUCCAUGUGCACACAGAGGAAUUAUCUACAGUCCCCCUUGCUUUGAAAUCAAGAAAUGUAUGGUGAUUGUGCUACAUUUUUCAGCACAUUAAGAAUGUAUGCUGUUCUGCAUUCUGUAAUAUUCUAUCCACUACUUAAGGUCCUCCAGAAUUUUUCAAGAUCUAGAAGAGAAACUUGUAAUAGCACUGAUAAGGAAAGUUAAUUAUUAUUGUAAAUAAGUUUUUUUUAUUUUGACAUCUUUUUACAAAUUGAAUGCAUUUGUAUGUAAAUACCUGCAACAUUGAUUUUUUAAAAAAUUCUCAGAUUUUUAUUAAAUGUAAAAUUAUAUUGAUUGUAAACACUGUAUAGAUAUAAACAAAAUAGUAUUUUAUUUUUAAAAUGUACAGUUUGUGCACUAUCAUUUUGUGUUCUGCUUGUGCUUUGUAAUUCUUCCCUUGCAGGAAAAACAAAAAGCAAACUAAUGACCCUAUAUUUAAAUACCCAGAGAAAGCUUAUGAAUGUGUAAUUUUUAAAAAGGUAAACAACUUAAAAGUCGAGCAAUUCUGUCUAUGGUUUCCCACUAAUUUGUACUAUUUUCAUCUGUCCACUUGCUCAGACAUAGUGAGGACCUCAAAAUGGCCAUGCAGAUUCUUCGACAGAACAGAGAUUCUUGACAUUGUAGGCAGUGGGUUCAGAGCACUGCCUUGGUUGCUAUGCAAAGACCACUUCCAGUAGUCUGCUGAUAGUUUUCUGAUCUAUUUAUCAGCAAGUUGUUUAGGGAUAGGAAAAGACAAUUGGGGCUACCUUUUUGGAAAAUGUGACUUGGAGUACAGUGUAUUUCAGCUGUGCAAUGCUUUGGCUUGAUUCCAAAAAGGGACCUAGAACAGUGUUUUUCAAACUUGGCAACUUUA
Molecule: messenger RNA, 10302 nt
Organism: Python bivittatus (Burmese python)
Lineage: Eukaryota; Metazoa; Chordata; Lepidosauria; Squamata; Pythonidae
Gene: USF3
Product: upstream transcription factor family member 3
Biological process (GO): negative regulation of epithelial to mesenchymal transition; positive regulation of transcription by RNA polymerase II
Molecular function (GO): DNA-binding transcription activator activity, RNA polymerase II-specific; RNA polymerase II transcription regulatory region sequence-specific DNA binding; protein dimerization activity
Source: RefSeq, a predicted model, not a curated record